Pedinophyceae sp. YPF-701 is the source of this 1461-nucleotide messenger RNA. The record is from the annotation of a GenBank genome assembly. NCBI's taxonomy places the organism in Eukaryota, Viridiplantae, Chlorophyta, Pedinophyceae.
AUGUCGGAGUCCAACGACGGCGCGGCGGCGGCAGCGCCCGCCGUUUCCGGCGUGGACGCGAUGAUAGCCAUGGCAGCCGGCGGCGCUCCGGCCGAGGAGCCGUCUGGCGCCGCAGGGAGCGCGGAGACCGGGGACCAGGGCGGAGACGUGGCGCCCGCACGGCCAGAAGCCGAGGGGUCCGGCGGCUCGGGGUCGGUCAGGAAGGAGCUGUCGCGCGAGGAGAGCCUGAAGAUCGCGGCGGUCGCGGCGCCGUCGGAAACGAUGGUCAGCAAGGCCUCGCGGCCGGAGCACAAGUCGGUGGCGUCGCUGGGCAGCGUGCAGGAGCCCGGGGCGCCCGGGGCCGGGAUGGAGCAGAGCUCGCUGGUGUCCGACGUGCAGAUGGACGCGUCGCAGGGGCCGGGCGCGGUGAAGAUGCCGCGCUAUGCCAUGCCGAACAUGAGCCACGCCCUCCCGCAGUUCUUCGGGCGAGAGGGCGAGCAGAUCCAGCUGGCGUUCCACACGGGCAACUACAACGCGAUUGCGGACCUGCCGGACAAGCUCGAGCACCUCGCGGUGCUGAACGCGAAGAAGGAGGUCCUCGCGCAGGUGCGGAGGACGAUUGUACCGGCCCGGGAGGACGGGAAGCUGCCGUCUCAGGUGAAGGCCACUACGCAGCAGGGCACGUUUCGUGAGUUCGAGUACAUUCCGACGCCGUACGAGCCGCCGGCUACGUCGACGGCGGACAUCCGGAAGCCCGACCCGGAGAAGCUGAAGAAGAUCGCGGACGGGAAGGCGUUCGUAACGUCGGGUCGCAUUGGUCUGCGUUUGUUCCACGAAGACAUGUUUAAGAACAAGAAGGACUACAGCUACCCGUACCUGGGCGGGGAGUACAACCAGGCGGACGAGGACGAGCUCCUCGAGUCGUUCGUCUCGCGCUCGCGCAUCAGCUACGGCGCGUUCGUGCCGUCGGGCGUCGGAGCCACCGCUGGCGACCCCGGAGAGUCGGCGCCCACGCGCAAGAUGUUGCCCAUGAUGCUCGGCGCGCUGCGCAACAGCCUCGUGUCGGACUGGCCCGACACGUCCUUCGACCUCCUGCUCGACUCCAACGGCUGCCUCGUCGCGCGGUUCGACCUGGCGACCGUGGACAACCGCGACAGCCUCCAGGCGUACAUGAACCUCGCGCUCAAGCACAACGGCGUGCUCACGUCGUACCGCCUGUCCAAGGUGCCGGAGUACUGGGGCCUCGAGCGCGAGCCCGGGUGGGUGGACUUCACAAUACGCCCCCCCUGGGUCAGGAACAGCGCCAUGGGGCAGGCCUUCCUGGUCAUGCACCCGGAGUUCACGCAGGCGCAGGCGGCCGCGUUCACCCGGGCCUGGGGGUCGCAGCACUCGUCGCUCGAGUACCUGUCGCAAGCGGACAGCGAGAUCGGCGCCCGGGCGUCGGUCGCCGGGGCGACCAGCAGCCGGGUGACGUCGUCGUAG